AUGAAUGCUGGCUAUCUGCUGCAGGCACUCCUGCUCCUGGUGCCGGUCUGGUGGCUGCUCGGUGGACGAGUAGCGACCGCGCGAUUCGUCAAACGGCGACUAGGGCUGAAGCUUCUCGCAACCGCGGCUGGCCGAGAGCCCGCCGCUGACUCUCAGAAGGAGGUUCUCAACACCGACUUUCCAGACGAGCUUCUCGACGCCAUCGUGUCGCACCUGGACCUGCCGGCACUCAAGUCCGCUCAGGCGGCAUGCGACUCUUGGCGGCUCUCCGUUCGACGCGUCUGCACACCCGCAUUCCUCGCUGAUCGCUUCGACGUCCCAGCGCUGCUGUCGAUGGGCGCUCCGGUGAGCAGCCUGCUCGAGCGCAUCAAGGUCGCGUCGCGAAGCCAAUCGGCAGGCUGGCACGAGCUCGAUGCCGCGCUGAGAGCAGGUGACGACUACCUGCCGGAGGGCGUGAGGACGGAAAUGCUGCUCGCGUGCUCAUGGUUCAUCAAAUGCAGCCUGCUCCACUACUCUGUCCAGAGCAUUGCUGCAAAGGCCGUCGAGUUUCCGCUCAGCGUCCUCCCACUGGGGUUUGUCCUGCUCCGCACAAAGGGCGCGGACCCGGAAAACACCACGAAAGUCGCGUGGAUGCAAGGCGAUGCCCCACGCAACUGCGAGGCGUGCCAAAGUGUCAUGAACGACCCGAGGCGAGGACAUCUCGUGCUGGCGUGCGGCUUUGUGACGAACGCCAUCCUCACAAACGGCUCUGCCGAGCAGCAGGGUGGCAUCGCUCACGGGUGGUCCCGCACCGGCUGCAGCGUGGCAAUCCAUUCGCCGACGCGCGGCUCAAUGACCAUCAGAAUGGACGGGCUCCCACCCAACGCCAUGCCGCUGAGGAGGAAUGUGCAGGUGCGCGUCCCGUUCUCCGUGGAGUGA
Messenger RNA from Emiliania huxleyi CCMP1516, 918 nucleotides. RefSeq lists its product as hypothetical. NCBI's taxonomy places the organism in Eukaryota, Haptophyta, Isochrysidales, Noelaerhabdaceae. The coding region runs from base 1 to 918 and encodes 305 amino acids. Gene Ontology annotation, molecular function: protein binding. The record is from RefSeq and is a predicted model, not a curated record. The transcript has a single exon.